Helicoverpa armigera (cotton bollworm) is the source of this 2823-nucleotide messenger RNA. RefSeq names its product general transcription and DNA repair factor IIH helicase subunit XPB (gene hay). The transcript has 16 exons. Gene Ontology annotation, biological process: transcription initiation at RNA polymerase II promoter; nucleotide-excision repair. Gene Ontology annotation, molecular function: hydrolase activity; DNA binding; ATP binding. Bases 312 to 2651 code for a protein of 779 amino acids. NCBI's taxonomy places the organism in Eukaryota, Metazoa, Arthropoda, Insecta, Lepidoptera, Noctuidae. Gene Ontology annotation, cellular component: transcription factor TFIIH holo complex; nucleotide-excision repair factor 3 complex; transcription preinitiation complex. The record is from RefSeq and is a predicted model, not a curated record.
AUAAAUUCAUGGAGCACAGCAAAAUGAAAAUAUGUGAUUUAGUAGUGUCAAAGUGAGCGUGAGACUUGUGUUUUAUUUCAUCAGAAUAUUAAAACAAUAACAAAUACUUACUCGUAAAUCUUUAAGACAGGUAUAGAUUUGAGUUGUAUUCCUCAAAUUUUCUUGAGUGUUAAAAUUUUCAACACAAACAUUGUCAUAAAUAAAAAUAAUAAAGUUGCUAUAUUUCUUGCAUUGGUGGAAAAUUGACAACUACUAAUCCGGUCAAAAAUAGAUAAAUAGAAUACAGCAGCCAAGUACAUUGUAACUCCAACAUGGGUCCUCCAAAGAAGUUCAAAAAAUAUGAUUCAAGAACAGGGAGUGAUAGAUCAGGCAAGAAAAAGAAGGUUGAAGAAGAGAUGACCAUAGAUUUAGUAGAUGAUGAUAACUCUGAGAAUGUUGGUGUGCCGGGCGCUGCCAUGCAGGAUGCAGAGAAGAAUGAUCAAGUGCCUGAAGAUGAAUUUGGUGCCAAAGAUUAUAGAAGUCAAAUGGCCCUGAAGGCUGACAAUGCAAGCCGUCCUUUGUGGGUGGCACCAAAUGGUCAUAUAUUCUUGGAAGCAUUCUCACCAGUCUACAAACAUGCCCACGAUUUUCUUAUUGCUAUUGCAGAGCCUGUGUGCCGUCCGCAACACAUCCACGAAUACAAAUUGACAGCUUACAGUUUAUAUGCUGCUGUGUCCGUGGGCCUUCAAACAGCAGACAUUAUUGAAUACCUGCAGAGGCUCAGCAAGUGUGCUGUACCUGCAGGCAUUAUAGAGUUCAUUCAGCUGUGUACACUGUCUUAUGGAAAAGUGAAGCUUGUGCUAAAACAUAAUAGGUAUCUAGUAGAGAGCAAACAUGUGGAAGUCCUACAGAAAUUGCUCAAGGAUCCAAUAAUUCAGCAAUGUCGACUGCGUCGUGAUGGCGAUGACGACUUCUUAUCAUCAGCACUGCCCGACAAACCAUCUACUGCACUUAAACCAGGCGAGACCAGUGACAAACCUCCCCCGGCUAACGGCACGGUGCCGGAUGACAUCAGCCAGUUCUACCAACAGUUAGACAAGGAGGAUGACGAUGAUGACGUAACAGAUAUUACCGCUAAUACUGCCGUCGCAUUCGAAGUCGACCCUGAUAAGAUUGAGGUAAUACAAAAGCGUUGCAUCGAGCUAGAACACCCGUUACUUGCUGAGUACGACUUCCGCAACGACAGCAUCAAUCCUGAUAUAAACAUUGACCUGAAGCCCACCGCGGUGCUACGCCCCUACCAAGAGAAGAGUUUGCGCAAAAUGUUCGGCAAUGGACGUGCUCGUUCAGGCGUGAUAGUACUCCCGUGCGGCGCGGGCAAGUCGCUGGUGGGCGUGACGGCGGUGUGCACGGUGCGCAAGCGGGCGCUCGUGCUGUGCAACUCCGGCGUCUCCGUCGAGCAGUGGAAGCAGCAGUUCAAGUGCUGGUCCACGGCUGAUGAUAGCAUGAUCUGCAGAUUCACAUCAGAAGCGAAAGACAAGCCAAUGGGCGCGGGCAUCCUGAUAACAACAUACUCUAUGAUCACUCACGGCCAGCGUCGCUCGUGGGAGGCGGAACAGACCAUGAAGUGGCUGCAAGCUCAGGAGUGGGGACUCGUCGUGUUGGACGAGGUGCACACUAUACCGGCCAAAAUGUUCCGAAGGGUACUCACUAUCGUGCACUCGCAUGCUAAGCUCGGUUUAACCGCAACACUACUUCGAGAGGACGACAAGAUCGCUGACCUAAACUUCUUGAUCGGUCCGAAGCUAUACGAAGCGAACUGGCUGGAGUUACAAGCCAACGGGUACAUCGCGCGAGUGCAGUGCGCUGAGGUGUGGUGUCCCAUGACGCCUGAGUUCUACAGGGAAUAUCUCAUACAGAAAAUAAACAAGAAGAUGCUGCUAUACGUAAUGAACCCAUCAAAGUUUCGCGCGUGUCAGUUCUUAGUUCGUUACCACGAGCGGCGCGGGGACAAGACCAUAGUGUUCUCAGACAAUGUAUUCGCCCUCCGACACUACGCCGUCAAAAUGAACAAACCUUACAUCUACGGGCCCACCUCACAGAGCGAAAGGAUUCAAAUAUUACAGAACUUCAAGUUCAACCCUAAAGUCAACACGAUAUUUGUCAGUAAAGUCGCCGAUACGAGUUUUGAUUUGCCCGAAGCUAAUGUUUUGAUACAAAUUUCGUCGCACGGUGGGUCACGUCGACAGGAAGCUCAGAGAUUGGGUCGUAUUUUGAGAGCGAAAAAAGGCGCGUUAGCUGAGGAGUACAACGCUUUCUUUUACACCUUGGUAUCACAAGAUACUUUAGAAAUGGCAUACAGUCGCAAGCGACAACGGUUUCUUGUCAACCAGGGUUACAGUUAUAAGGUUAUCACAGAGCUAAAGGGCAUGGAUACGGAGCCGGACUUACUCUAUGGUACACGAGAGGAACAAGGCAUGCUUCUUCAGCAGGUACUGGCAGCAUCUGAGACGGAAUGCGAGGAGGAGCGCGAGGGCGGCGUGGGCGGCGGCGUGGCGCGGCGCCCGGGCGCGCUGUCCUCGCUGGCGGGCGCCGACGACGCGCUCUACCUCGAGCACCGCCGCAACAACAGCGGACAGAAGCACCCGCUCUUCAAGAAGUUCCGAUACUAAGCAAGCGAUACCAGUGUUGAUCAUAAAUAUAAAUAACAACAAUGACGGCGGCGGAACUCCAGAAUGGGCGAUAGUCGAGCUUCAAGGCCUUGUCCAAACGAAGAAGGAGGGAAUCACAGAGGCGACAGUCGUCGGCGACUUGCAUUAUUACAAUAGAAACAAGCACCCUGUC